This is a messenger RNA of Daldinia childiae, 1371 nucleotides long. RefSeq names its product Tubulin alpha chain. The transcript is spliced from 5 exons. Gene Ontology annotation, molecular function: structural constituent of cytoskeleton; GTP binding. Bases 1 to 1371 code for a protein of 456 amino acids. Gene Ontology annotation, biological process: microtubule cytoskeleton organization; mitotic cell cycle. Gene Ontology annotation, cellular component: microtubule; cytoplasm. Lineage: Eukaryota; Fungi; Ascomycota; Sordariomycetes; Xylariales; Hypoxylaceae. The record is from RefSeq and is a predicted model, not a curated record.
AUGAAGGGCGAAAUCCUCCACCUUCACUUGGGCCAGGCUGGUACCCAGCUCGGUAACAGCGCUUGGGAGCUGUAUCUCCUUGAGCAUGGCCUCGGACCUGAUGGUCGCCCGGACCCUAAUGCUUCAAAGGAUGUUAUGGAUGGCGGUUCAUACGAGACAUUCUUUACCGAGACCAGCGGUGGCAAAUAUGUACCCCGUUCCAUCUUCGUCGAUUUGGACCCCUCGCCUAUUGACGAGAUCCGUACCGGCAACUAUCGUCAGCUCUUCCACCCUGAGCUUCUGAUUAGCGGAAAAGAAGAUGCUGCCAAUAACUACGCCCGAGGUCACUACACAAUCGGCAAGGAGAUGAUAGAUAACUGCCUUGACCGAAUUCGUCGUGUGACAGACAACUGCAACUCGCUUCAAGGUUUCUUAAUCUUCCAUUCGUUCGGUGGUGGUACUGGUUCCGGUUUUGGUGCCCUUCUUCUCGAGCGUCUUUCCACCGAGUAUGGCAAGAAGUGCAAGCUCGAGUUCGCUGUUUACCCGGCCCCUCGUGUGUCUACCGCCGUUGUCGAGCCUUACAAUGCUGUUCUAUCUACCCACAGUACUAUCGAGAACUCCGACUGUACAUUCCUGGUUGAUAACGAAGCCGUCUACGAUAUUUGCAGACGUAACCUCGACAUCCCUCGUCCCAACUCUGAGCACUUGAACCGCCUUAUUGCUCAGGUUGUCAGCUCCAUUACUUCGUCCCUACGAUUCGAUGGUGCUCUGAACGUUGAUCUGAACGAGUUCCAGACCAACUUGGUCCCGUACCCUCGUAUCCACUACCCUCUAAUCAGCUACGCGCCUGUCAUCUCAGCUGCCAAGAGUGCCCACGAGAGCUUCAAGGUCCAUGAUCUUACCUUCCAAUGUUUCGAGCCAAACAACCAGAUGGUUGUCUGCGACCCUCGAAACGGCAAGUACAUGGCUGUCGCCCUCCUGUACCGUGGCGAUGUUGUUCCCCGUGACUGCAACGCUGCUAUUGCAGCCUUAAAAGCGAAGUCUUCCUUUAACCUCGUCGAAUGGUGCCCCACUGGUUUCAAGCUGGGUAUCAACUACCAGAAGCCCAUGGCUGUUCCUACCGCCUCGCCAUCUGACGGUGGUCUCGCGUCCGUCGACCGCUCCGUUUCUAUGUUGUCCAACACGACUGCUAUUGCCGAGGCCUGGUCCCGUCUGGACUACAAGUUCGACCUUAUGUACAGCAAGCGUGCCUUUGUGCACUGGUAUGUGGGUGAGGGUAUGGAGGAAGGCGAGUUCUCCGAGGCUCGUGAGGAUUUGGCAGCUCUGGAGAAGGAUUACGAGGAGGUUGCGGCUGAUAGCUUCGAGCCGGAUGAGACCGAGGCCGAGUACUAA